This is a messenger RNA of Pogonomyrmex barbatus (red harvester ant), 1310 nucleotides long. RefSeq names its product regulatory particle non-ATPase 9 (gene Rpn9). Gene Ontology annotation, cellular component: nucleus; proteasome regulatory particle, lid subcomplex; cytosol. Lineage: Eukaryota; Metazoa; Arthropoda; Insecta; Hymenoptera; Formicidae. Gene Ontology annotation, molecular function: structural molecule activity. The record is from RefSeq and is a predicted model, not a curated record. Gene Ontology annotation, biological process: ubiquitin-dependent protein catabolic process.
AAAAGGAGCUAAGUGACAUCUCUCGUGUUCAUCAUCGGCAAGCAUGGCGGCAACCGUGGCAGUGAAGGAUGUUAAUACUUUUCUCAGUCAAAACCAAAAUGUUGCGGAUAAGGAAUUGGCCGCGGAGUGGGCACAGCUCGAGGAGUUACAUAGCAAACGGCUUUGGCAUCAGCUGACGCUGAAAUUGGAGACGUUUGUGAAGAAUCCGGUGCUACAGCAGGGAGAUAAUCUUGUGCAGUUGUAUGUUAACUUUCUAUCAACUUUCGAAAACAAGAUAAAUCCAUUAUCAUUAGUGGAGAUACUGGCACAUGUAAUACAACAAUAUCAAGAUAAGCAGGAAGCAAUUAAAUUCUUGGAAAAAACAGAGACCAAAGUCCAGAGUAACAAUGAAGCUAUUGCUUUAUGUAAAGUUCUCAAGGGACAGAUUCUUUUGGAUAAACUGAACAAUCAAGAGCAAGCGAAGAAAAUCAUAGAGGAAGUUGAAGCUAUGUUAGAUAACGCCGAUGGUGUUACGACGGUUCACGGACGAUUUUACCUUCUCGCCAGCCGAUUAUAUAGACUACAAGGCAAACAUGCAGAAUAUUAUCGUACAGCAUUAAGAUAUCUAGGUUGCAUCGAAUUAAACAGCUUGAGCAGACAAGAACAAGAACAGCAUGCCUUCUUCCUCGGACUCGCGGCACUCUUAGGUGAAGGAGUCUACAAUCUUGGAGAAUUAUUGGCGCAUCCUGUUUUGGAGUCAUUAAAAGGCACGCCGAACAACUGGCUCGUCGAUCUGUUACAGGCCUUCAAUGCUGGCGAUAUCGUCGCGUUGGAAAGAUUGAAACCACAAUGGAGUAAAGUGGCUGAUCUGGCGGCACAAGAAUUAAAAUUGAGACAAAAAAUCUCGUUGUUGUGUCUCAUGGAAAUGACUUUCAAGCGGCAAGCCAAUAAUCGGCAAUUGACGUUUGCGGAAAUCUCGCAAGAAACGCGCCUGCCUCUUGGUGAAGUAGAAUUGCUAGUGAUGAAAGCUCUUGCUCAGGGCCUCGUGCGAGGUGCCAUAGAUCAAGUGGCAGGCACUGUUAAUAUGACUUGGGUACAACCGCGUGUUCUGGAUCGUAGUCAGAUCGCCGGAAUGGUACAACGCCUCGAUGGAUGGUGCAAGGAUGUUAGUUCGAUGGAAAAACUUUUGGAAUCAAGGGCCUCUGAAAUCCUUACUCUCUGAAAAUGCAGGCCAUCUUCGACUUAUCCGUUUGUUAUGUUGGUUCGCGUACUUGCAAUUAUAAAAUCAGUUUUUUAAUAUGUCGUCAAUAAAUAUGAACAAUUAUUUCUUA